Molecule: messenger RNA, 942 nt
Organism: Lynx canadensis (Canada lynx)
Lineage: Eukaryota; Metazoa; Chordata; Mammalia; Carnivora; Felidae
Product: ZAR1-like protein
Biological process (GO): translation
Cellular component (GO): cytoplasm
Molecular function (GO): mRNA base-pairing post-transcriptional repressor activity
Source: RefSeq, a predicted model, not a curated record
AUGGAAGAAGCGGUUCCCUUGUUUGGCAGUGGUUCCCCUGCUUGGAGAACAUUUGGUAGAGCCCAUAUGGCCUCCCAACAGGCAAAAGUCCCAGCAGAUCCCAGAGACCAGCCUCUGUUGCUGAUAUUGGGACCAAGACGCCAGAAUGUGCCUGACUGGAGGCAAGACACUGGUCCCCCCACUUUCCUGGCCAGGCCUUGUUUCCUUGUGCCUGCAAAUGCCUCUGACUAUUGUAUGGAACCUUCAAAGAAAUUGGAGCUUAAUUCCAUUCUCACCCAGAUGAAUGCCAGCCUGAGCCUGAGGCUUUGCGAGGCUAACACCAGGGAGGUGGGCGUGCAGGUGAGCCUGCGGAUGGACAAGUCUGUAUCGCUGGGUUCUCACACUGUCUCCCUCUGGGGCAGCACAAGCCACAAGGUACCCCUGCUGGCCUGGGGAGUCUAUUCACCAGGGAUAGGUUAUAGGAGCUUUAUCCAGCUGCAGAAGGAGGGGGAAGACCAGGAGAGGAAGGUACUUUGGGGUGCUGCAGAGGACAGCCAGCAGCACCAGAAACCACCAACUCCAAGUUCUGAAGAGUGCAAAAGGGAGUAGCUUUGCCAGUAUGAGCUGGGGGGAGGAAGAUGCCUGCCUCAAGCCCUCAGGAACGGAAGAGCAAGCAGACGGGAAGUCAGCGGAACAGAUUUGCUCAGAAAACCCAACUUCCAGUUUUUGGAACCAAAAUAUGGCUAUUUUCACUGCAAAGAUUGUAAGACCAGGGGGGAGAGUGCUUAUGUGUGGUGGGUUUCUGGAACUAAUAAGGUUAAUUUCAAACAACUGUGUUGCAAAUGCCAAAAGAGUUUUAAGGCUUAUCAAGUAGAAGCAUUCCAAUGUCAGACCUGUUCAAAGUCUCGUUGUUCCUGUCCUCAAAAGAAAAGACACAUUGAUCGAAGGAGCCUGCAUAGAUAA